GGCUAGUCAGAACGGGGCGGGUGCUUCCCGUUCACCGUGCUGCAGGCUCCAGUGGACCCAGGCUAGAGGGAAUUUCUGUGGUUCCGUAUUCUCCUUUCUCCGUUGUGACCGCUGCCCGGAGCUGUGAGGAGAGCAGGGCGAGCUCGGAACCCGCUAUGGAUGAGGAUUAAGCAAGAUGGUUUACAGAAUGUCUGGUUCAAUGCAUACAGCGGAGGAAUGCCCUGAUGAUAUCACAGUCACUGAUCACUCCAUAGAAGAAGCAGAAAGGUUUAUGAAUUCAUGAACCACCAUGCUGCAGAAUGAGAACUGGGGUACCUGAACCAAUGUUCCCGUCCAAGAACAUCAUGCUGCACUCUGAGAAGGGAAAGAAGAUUUGGUGACGACUGGAUGCAGUGACCUAGGAGGAUGUGCAUGUGAACUUCACUCAUGAAGAGUGGGUUUUGCUGGAUCCUUCCCAGAAGAGUCUCUACAAAGAUGUGAUGCUGGAAACCUGUGAGAACCUCACUGCUAUAGGUAUAUCAUCUGUCACUCUGGAUCCAAACCAUGUGAAUAUAAGGGAAACAAGAAGCAUUGUACUCCUGUCUUUCUCAGAACAAUUGGAAGAGAUGUAGUAGUCCCCACCACGAGAAGACGUGAUAACCGUGAAACAAAUUUACAGUUAACUGAUUUUCCAACGUCUGUGGGAAUACAUCAGCAAACUCUCAUUGGAGAAAAGUCUUGUAAUUGCAGUGAAUAUGAAACUUUGACUGUCUCUUCUGGUUUACUUUGCACAUGUAGUGUUUAUCACAGUACGAGAAAAUGUUAUGCAUGGAAUCAGUGUGACCAAACUUUGAGUUCUCUUCAAAGAUGUGAAAAAACUCUUAUGGGAAGAGGAAGUAAUAAAUGCAAACCAAGUACUAAAGGGUUUAGCUCUCACAGAUGUCUUCAAACACAUAAAACAACCAGUGAUAAAGAUGAUCUCUAUGAAUGUAAUCAAUGUGAUAAAGUCUUUAGAUCUGAUUCUUCUGUGAAAGCAUACCAGAGAACUCACUUGGAACUAAAACCCUGUGAAUAUAGUAAAAGUGAUCAAGACUUUGCAUGUCACAAUCUUCAUCAAGUUGGUAGAAUUUAUAUUAGGGAGAAAAGAUAUGAAUAUGAUAAAUAUCAUAAAGCUUUUGCACGUCCCAGAUAUCUUCAAAUACAUAAAAGAAGUAAUUCUGGAGAAGAACCCUAUGAAUGUAAUCAAUGUGGUAAAACCUUUGCCUAUAAAAGCCUUCCUCAAAUACAUGAAAGAAUUCAUACUGGAGAGAAACCCUAUGGAUGUAAUCACUGUGGUAAAGCCUUUGUAUAUAAAAGUGAUCUUCACAGGCAUGUAAGAAACCAUACUGGAGAGAAACCCUAUGAAUGUAGUCAGUGUGGUAAAGCCUUCGCACAGAACAGUUAUCUUCAAAAACAUGAAAGAAGUCAUACUGGAGAGAAACCCUAUGAAUGUAGUCAGUGUGGUAAAGCCUUUGCACAUAACAGUCAUCUUCACAGGCAUGAAAGAAUUCAUACUGGAGAGAAACGCUAUGAAUGUAGCCAGUGUGGUAAAGCAUUUAAGUAUAAGAGUAGUCUUCACAAGCAUGAAAUAAAUCAUACUGGAAAGAAACCCUAUGAAUGUAGUCAAUAUGGUAAAGCUUUUGCAUGUCACAGUAAUCUUCACAGGCAUGAAAGAAGUCACACUGGAGAGAAAUUCUAUGGAUAUAACCAAUGCGGUACAGCCUUUGCAUACAAAGGCUGUCAUUUUCAGAGGCAUGAAAGAAGUCAUACUGGAUAGAAACACUAUGGAUGUAGUCAGUGUAGUAGAGACAUAUCAUGUAACAGUCACCUUCAAAUAAAUGAAAGAACUUAUUCUAUGAAUGCAGUAAGUUUGGUAAUAUCUUUGCAUAUAAAAUCAUCUUCACAGUCAUGAAAGAGGUCAGACUUGACAAAAACCCUAUGAAAGUAAUCAAUGUGGUAAAGUCUUUGUAUGUUGCAGUAAACAUCAAAAGCAUGGAAAAUUUUACACUAGUGAAUAUCCCCAUGAACCUAAUAAAAGAACCUUUUAUUCCACAUACA
This is a messenger RNA of Alexandromys fortis (reed vole), 2076 nucleotides long. Its product is annotated as putative zinc finger protein 833. Gene Ontology annotation, biological process: regulation of transcription by RNA polymerase II. NCBI's taxonomy places the organism in Eukaryota, Metazoa, Chordata, Mammalia, Rodentia, Cricetidae. The transcript is spliced from 4 exons. Gene Ontology annotation, molecular function: RNA polymerase II cis-regulatory region sequence-specific DNA binding; DNA-binding transcription factor activity. The record is from RefSeq and is a predicted model, not a curated record. Bases 863 to 1795 code for a protein of 310 amino acids.